This is a messenger RNA of Tauraco erythrolophus (red-crested turaco), 1105 nucleotides long. The record is from RefSeq and is a predicted model, not a curated record. NCBI's taxonomy places the organism in Eukaryota, Metazoa, Chordata, Aves, Musophagiformes, Musophagidae.
GUGGAGAUGUCUCGUAAGAGCCCUUUUGCCUCCUGGCUCUGUGCUAUGCUCCACUGCUUUGGAAGUUACAUACUUGCUGAUCUGUUGCUUGGAGAAUCACCUAUUGAUUACUUCAGUAAUAACUCCAGUGUCAUCCUGGCCACAGCAGUCUGGUAUUUGAUAUUCUUCUGUCCCAUGAACCUCUUCUACAAGUGCGUCAGCUUCCUGCCUAUGAAGCUCAUCUUUGUGGCAAUGAAGGAGGUGGUCAGAGUUCGCAAAAUUGCAGCGGGGGUCCACCACGCUCAUCACCGGUACCACCACGGGUGGUUCAUUAUGAUGGCUACUGGAUGGGUCAAAGGUUCUGGUGUUGCCUUGAUGUCUAACUUUGAGCAACUGCUGCGCGGAGUCUGGAAGCCAGAAACAAAUGAAAUUCUUCACAUGUCCUUCCCUACAAAGGCCAGUCUGUAUGGCACAGUCCUCUUCACUCUGCAACAAACUCACUGGCUCCCCGUCUCUGAAGCCAACCUCAUCUUCUUUUUCACCAUGUUCAUGAUAAUUUGCAAGGUGUUCAUGACGGCAACUCACUCCCACGCCUCACCUUUUGCUCCAGUGGAAAACUUCAUCUGCCCAGUUUUCUUUGGCUCUGUUUCCAGCGGACACGCCGGUCAUCACCAUGAUCAGCAUGGGGCCUCCCAUGAGGUUUCCCAUCCUCCACCUCCUCCUGCAAAGUCAAAAGAGGAGCUAAAUGAAGGCACAAGGAAACGGAAAGCAAAAAAAGCCGAAUAAAAAAAGCAACCAAACAGUAAACAGGCCAAGAAAAUUCUUCCAGAGCUGAGUCUCAAAGCCAGCUGCAACCUCCUUUAUCCUCCAGUCCCUCUCUCUCCAGACUCCAGAGGAGAGGUGGAAGCCAGGACAUGGCCAGGCGGGUCCCUGAAUUUCAUUUGUGCUCUCUGUGCUGCUGCGUGCUUCUUGGUCUCUGUCUCUCUAUUCUGAUCAUAUUUUCAGGGAUUUGUGGAUUUGUGCCAGGAUGAUAAGUGGGUGCCAGUUCCCAAGCUGUCAGCAAUUACGAGGCAGCAUUUUCAACUGAUGUAAAAUCUUUCACUGUGUUUAUUUAUGAAUGGAGGUA